This is a messenger RNA of Coccomyxa subellipsoidea C-169, 1294 nucleotides long. Its product is annotated as S-adenosylmethionine decarboxylase. Gene Ontology annotation, cellular component: cytosol. The coding region runs from base 377 to 1294 and encodes 305 amino acids. The record is from RefSeq and is a predicted model, not a curated record. The transcript has 5 exons. Lineage: Eukaryota; Viridiplantae; Chlorophyta; Trebouxiophyceae; Coccomyxaceae. Gene Ontology annotation, biological process: spermine biosynthetic process; spermidine biosynthetic process. Gene Ontology annotation, molecular function: adenosylmethionine decarboxylase activity.
AGUCACCAAAGCUCGUCGAUCUCCGUCCGGCCCCUGACUCUGUUGCUCCUUGCGCUCGAAGCAAUCUGAAAGCUUCGCAGUAGGCCCUCCGGGUUGCAACUCUGGCGUAUAUUCUGACCAGUAGAUCAAGAGCAGAGCAUGGAACCAAUAGGCGGCCAGUGCUCACAGUUGUGUAAGAGUAAUAGUUUCAGUACCAGCGGUCAGAAGUGCGAGCGCGAUUUGGCAUUCGGAAUAGAGGACGUCAGGCCUUGGGGCGCACAGCAGAAGUUUAGCGCAGCUUUCGCAGAUUGCGUGAAGAAGCCCUCAUAACAGGAGCUAGUGGAGCAUCAGUCUGACAGUUAUUGGCAAACAUAUAGGGAGCGACCAACAGAAUAUAAUGGAAAGCGAGAGCGUGCUUCCUUGCCCCUUAUUUGAGGGAAGCGAGAAACGCCUUGCGGCCGAAUUCUCCUUUGGAGCCGCCAGCCGUGUUGAGGGCCUCCGGGCGCUGCGCCGUGGCCAGAUCGAUGCGCUGCUGCACCAGGCGGCGUGCUGCAUCGUCUCGUGCCGAUCCAACGAGGAAUUCGAUGCCUACGUGCUGUCCGAGUCGAGCCUGUUCGUGUACCCCGACAGGCUCGUGCUGAAGACAUGCGGCACCACCGCGCUGCUGGCUGCCGUCCCGAUGCUGCUGGACCUGGCAGCGUCGCUGGACAUGCGCCCCUCCAACUUCAAGUACUCCAGGGCAUCCUUCCUGUUCCCGGAGAAGCAGCCGGACCCCUACCUGUCUUUCGAGCAUGAGGUGGCAUUUCUGGAGGCCCAUUUGGGCCAUUUGGGCGGAGGAGGGAACGCGUAUGUCCUGGGAGACGCGCUCCACGGCCUGCGCUGGCACGUCUACGUGGCGUCCGACUGCGGCUGGCCGGCAGCUGCGCGCAGGGAUUCCUCCGCAGACCACUCCAUCGAAGUCUGCAUGACCGACUUAUGCCCCGUCAAGGCGGCGCAGUUCUUCCGUGGCGACACAUUCGUCUCGGCACGCCGCACGACGGCCAACACCGGGAUCGCCGAUUUGUUGCCCGCCGCCGACAUCGACGAAUACGUAUUCGAACCGUGCGGCUACAGCAUGAACGGGCUUCAGGGCGAUGCUUUCUCAACCAUCCAUGUCACGCCCGAAGCCAUAUGCUCCUACGCUUCUGUGGAGCUGACUGGAUGCGCGCAAGAGGAUGUUGCCGCUUUCGUCGCCAAGGUGCGCUGCAGCAGCUGUGCAUCCUGUGUCAAGCUAUUCCACUACAGCGCAUGUUCUGCACCCUUCUGCAACCUCUAG